Messenger RNA from Symbiodinium sp. CCMP2592, 1311 nucleotides. Lineage: Eukaryota; Dinophyceae; Suessiales; Symbiodiniaceae. The record is from the annotation of a GenBank genome assembly.
AUGGGCUUGGACAUCGAGGCUUUGCGAGCAUCCCUGCAGAACAAGCCGUUUCAUGCGAAGGAGCAAUCGGUGCUUAAGAUGAUCCAGCAAGUUGAGGCGAUCCAGCUCCAGCAGCAGAGCCUCCUCGCAACGGCAAAGGACAUUGCAGAAGUCUUCGAGUUGAAAGUUGGAUCUUACAGCGUCGAAGUUACAUUAUUCGACACCGUCGCGUGCAUUGCCGACCAGCUCUCGCUCCACUUCGGAGGCCCCGCAAGAUCUUUAAAUAUCACCAAAGACGACGAGGUUCUGCCCAGAGAAGCCACGCUCGUGUCACUUGGAAUCUCGCAGGAAACAGCUCUCAGUUUCCAGAGCUCGGGAUCUUGCAUUCACGUGAAGACGCUGACGGGCAAGACCAUUCGAGUGGAUGGAAUCGAUGCCAACACCACGAUCGAGGAAGUCAAAGCAAGGAUUCAGCACAAAGAGGGCAUUCCUGCGGACCUGCAGCAGCUGCUCUGCGCGGGCAAGCAGCUGGAGCAGGGGCGGACCUGUGGAGAUUACAACAUCCGGGGUGGGACUGAAUUGCAGCUGGUCCCAAAUCUCCGAGGAGGCAUGUGCGACUCCAUCUCCGGUCGUCAGGGUUUUAAGGUUAUUGCAAACAAAAUCGUUUUUGAGGAUGGAAAUGAAUGGAUUAUCGAUGGAAGCCCAGAGAGCUUGCGGCGAUACAGUGAUCACGAAAAGAAGUUGGUCUCCUUCGCUUCCAAGGCUGAGAUGCUAAGUUACUUAGAAUUCUGUCGCAUGGAAGACCUUCUUCGGCGUUUGGAGCUUGUCCAGUCCAGAGGGCAAGAGAUCGCAAAAGAAGCGGCCUUUUGGAUGUCCAAAAAAGCCGCCCAGAAGACGACAGCGAACGAGCUUCCACCAGCAGAGCCCGAAGAUCCGCAUCUGGAUGAUGCGCUGCUGGAGAGAAUGCUGAGGCGCCAGGAAGAGCUUCGGUUUGCGCCAGAGACGCUUGAGCGUAUGCGAGCCUGCACAGCUUCGGGUGGAGAGUGGCUUGAUGUGGUCCGGGACUUGCAGCGCGAGGUUGCGAUCGAAAGUGGGUUCAGGUCCGCAGUUGGGAUUGCCGCCGCUGUCAGACACAUGCAGACGGCCCACACAGUGGCACCAAAGCUCGCCAAGCUGUCCGUGUAUGCGCGCGCAAAUCUUGCAGAGGAUGGAUUUCUAAAACCAGGGAUGCCACUGCCAGACGUGGCCUUGGUGGACCUUGAUGGCCAGAGCAAGAGGCUGAAGGAAUGGUGUGGAGAUCUCACCGUUGUGUGUGCUGGCUCCUGGACCUGA